This is a messenger RNA of Symbiodinium necroappetens, 209 nucleotides long. The record is from the annotation of a GenBank genome assembly. Lineage: Eukaryota; Dinophyceae; Suessiales; Symbiodiniaceae.
GUGAUCAAUGUGACCAACGCCAAUGCAGCUGUGGAUUUGCGGGAGACGUCCGCCAAGAAUUGGUGGUUCUGCUACUGCGGAAACAAAGGGGGCAAGAAAGGAGAAAAAGGGUUCUACGACUUGCAGCGAUAUUGCGAGUAUGACUGUCCACGACAAUGCCCGGGCGGCUACGGAGGAUGCUGGUGGGAGCCGGAGAUCGAGAAAUCGUA